This is a messenger RNA of Botrytis sinoallii, 1542 nucleotides long. RefSeq lists its product as uncharacterized. NCBI's taxonomy places the organism in Eukaryota, Fungi, Ascomycota, Leotiomycetes, Helotiales, Sclerotiniaceae. The transcript is spliced from 6 exons. The record is from RefSeq and is a predicted model, not a curated record. The coding region runs from base 1 to 1542 and encodes 513 amino acids.
AUGCAAAAACCUCCCGCCUGGGUAAUAGCCGCUUGGCCUGAGCCCAAUUACGUCGAUCCAGAAACACACGGAUGGGGGAAUGUUAUUCUGAAUAUCGUGUUAUACGUAGUCCUAUGUUGCUUUAUUUCACUGAGGAUAUGGACGAGGACAAGACUGCGGGCUUCGUUUGGGGCGGAUGAUAUGAUGAUCCUGUUUGCUAUGGUUGGUCUUACCUAUUAUCCGGACCAGAAUUCCACGACCGGGUUCUUUGUUCUGAGUCUGCUGGCAGAUUUGAAAUUUAUGUGGACCAGACAUCAAUAUGACAUCCCAAGCUCACAUGUAGAAUUUGGACUGAAGAUGGUCCUCUUGAUAGAGAUUAUGUUUGCAUCAGCAUGCACCUUCACCAAAUUAUCCAUGUUAAUGCUUGUUCGUCGCAUGUUAACCAGUGCCACGAUAUUCUGGAGACGGGUGACUCUGGCUGCUAUUUGUAUAGUCGGCUUACAAGGAGCCUUGUUUUGUAUCGUGUUGGUGUUUCAAUGUAGACCCCCGCAGGAUUACUGGAAAAUAACAGACGAGCCCCAACCGAAUUGUAUAGAUCAAUCUUCAACACUCCUUCUUGCCGGAAUCGUCAACACUCUUACAGACUUUCUCGUGGUCAUCCUUCCCAUCCGUACAGUGUACUCGACAAAUCUCCCACGUCGUCAAACUCUCAUCGUCUCUUUCCUCUUCACUCUCGGUUUCCUAUCAUGUUUUGCAGGUGUCAUUCGUACAUACUACAUGUACCAAGUAACACAAACAUAUGAUCAAGUAUGGGCUUCUUUCCCCGUAUGGGUUUCCGCAGCUGUAGAAUUAUAUGUUGGAAUUAUAUGCACCUCCAUCCCCGCCACAAAAGUCUUCUUCGCAACCUACAUUCCCAAAAUCUUUAACUCACAUCUCUCUCGCCCCUCCCAAUCUUCUUUCAGUGCCCCAAAUAUUUUCAAGAGCCUCCCAGUCCCACCUUCCGGCUUCGGCAUCACAUCGACCUCCAAAUCCACAAACUCUCUCCCCAAAUCAAAAUCACGUUCAAACUCCAGUUCCAAAGUCCUCAGCAGUCAAAGCUCCCAAAUCCCUCUAAACGGACGCGAAAAAGACACCCAAUACGAUAAUGACACCGACCUCGACCAAACCGUCGGAACGAGCAUUUUCGAACUCGGCACCUACACAAACCGCUCUAGCACUUUGAGCAAAACAAGCAGCACAUGCCCGAUAGUCUCCGACGAGGAAAUGCACAUCGGAACCGCAUCCGUGAUAUCCCCACUAAACAGCAAUCCAGUCUCCAGCAGCACCCAUAAUAUCGCGAAUCUAGGACGCAAUAUCCUGGGCUCCGUGCGACGGGACAAAUUAUCGCUUGGCGGCGAUCGCUCGCGGAAUCGAUCGAGGAACCAGGAUAGAGAAAAUGAUGAUCUUUAUAUGUCUCUCUCGGAGGAAUCGGGGCGGAAGGAAAAGGAAGGGGGUUGGGAUAUACAUAUUGAUGUGGUGAGGACGGUGGAGGUGGAGGAGGAAUGUAUUGCCGGGAGGAUAUGA